Messenger RNA from Notodromas monacha, 2013 nucleotides. The record is from the annotation of a GenBank genome assembly. Lineage: Eukaryota; Metazoa; Arthropoda; Ostracoda; Podocopida; Cyprididae.
AUGGGCCGUUUUCUUCUGUUGAAAGGGGCAAGCCUGACGCUGAUCGUAAUACUCAGUGUUCCUGCUCUAAACGCUCGCAUUGCCGGUUUCAAGGAAAGUAAUUCCAGUAUUACUCGCUGCGAAACUCUGGAUUAUCUGAAGUGCGGGGACAACCAUCCCGAUGGCGUUCCAUGCAUUCCGGAAAUCCGCGAUUGUGAAGUUCCUGAACCAGGAAAACGUGCUCACUGCUUUGCCCUGUGGAAGCCUGGAAACGGUUCUGGAGAUGUCAUUCAGCCUUUGAAGAAAGGUUGUUGGCUGGACAGUAAAGAAUGCUAUGAUCGAUUCGAGUGCAUUGGAACAAGGCGCCAUACGAAAGGGGACAUGAAUUUUUGCUGCUGCGAAGGAGAUUUAUGCAACAAGCACCUAUCGUUUGACCCGACAUCACCAGAAGAGCUAGAAGAUUCUAUUCGAAAUUAUCCAUUCGGCUUGCCGUCCUCCUAUCAUGAAAGCGAUGUGGCGGAUCAUCCUUCCGGAUUCACCAUCUCGCUGUACAUCAUUUUGGGCGCAUUAGUUAUUUCUGUGGGCUUGAUAGUUUUGCUUCUUUACCGUCGACAAAAACCGAUGCAGUAUUUCGACCAGAUCCCGGUCGAGACAGCCAUAUCACCGUUCCCACCGACACUGAAGCCACAUGUACUAGCUGCUAUUGCCUCUAAUGGUCCGUAUCGUGGAGGUCCGAUUUUUGAUUCCAAUGGAGAUAUUCAACCGGAAUUAAAUUCUGCGAACAACACUCAUUUUCUGGAGCUGAAAGCACGUGGACGUUUCGGUGCUGUGUGGCGUGCUCAAUGUGGCAACCGCAUUAUUGCUGUGAAAACCUUUUCGAUUCAGAAUCUCUAUUUAGACUUACUGGAGACUGGACAAGAUGAUAGGGAAAAGGAGUCAUGGAAGCGUGAAUUGGAAAUUUAUGGCCUCCCGAAUAUGAAGCAUCCAAAUGUGUUGGAAUUUCUGGGAGCAGAAAUUCGUGGAGAAGGUUUGCAGCGGGAAUUCUGGAUUUUAUCGACGUUUCACGCGGAUGGGUCCUUGUGUGACUUUUUGAGAUCCGGAUAUUCUGAUCUUCUCAAGCACAUGAAAAACUCAAUUUAUCCUGGAUUUUCUUUCAAGUCUCAUACCGUCACUGUGGAACAACUCACCACGAUUCUAACCGGCCUGACGGCUGGAUUGAAUCAUUUGCACGACGACAUGUGUGCUGGUCACAGUUCAAUCGGAAAUUCCGGUUUUAAACCGAGCAUUGCACAUCGGGAUUUCAAAUCCAAAAACGUUUUGGUGAAAUCAGACUUAACAGUGUGUGUUGCGGAUUUCGGACUGGCUCUUGUGUUUUAUCCUAAUCGCAACAUCGGAGAUGUUCAUGGACAGGUUGGAACAAAACGGUACAUGGCCCCGGAAGUGCUGGAAGGUGCCAUCAACUUCACCAGGGAUUGUUUCUUGCGUAUUGAUAUGUACGCUUGCGGUUUGGUCAUGUGGGAAGUGCUUAGUCGUUGCGUUGAUUGUUACGAAAACGAAAUGCCGGAGUAUCGAAUGCCUUUCGAAGAAGAGUUGGGUCUACAUCCUACACUUGAAGAAAUGCAAGAUGCUGUCGUUGGACGCGGAAUGAGGCCAAAAAUUCCGCCGGUCGCGUUGACACACCCUGUAUUAUCCCAAUAUUGCGCCACGAUGGAGGAAUGUUGGGAUGCGGACAUCGAAGCUCGCCUCUCCGCGUCAUGCGUUGGAGUUCGAAUCGCGAACAUGUCUCGUGGAUCAAAUCAUCGUUACACUGAUACUAGCUACGUGCCGAGUAGCGGAGCCGUGGGUGUCGUAAGAGGUGUCAGCGGCAUGUCGAUAAGUGGCGAGUCUACUUUGACGACGUCCUUGUUGCUGUCGUCAGCGGAGAAUAGCGCGUCAAAUGAUACAGGUCUUGGUGCUCCGAGAACACUGCACUUCUCAGGCUCUAGUGGUCCUCCUCCUUACGCUUUGCGGGAUGGACCGCCCAGGGCUAUUUAA